CGCGACCGAAGCCCAUAGCACUGGGGCUGGAAAAUCGCACGAUUUUUUUUGGCGUUGCUCUCGUUCCCCACACAGAACCUCCACAGUCCGUCCAACACAUCAUUGAGUUUGUGGCAGUCUCGGGAUAGACACACGGGGAUAGUCACGAUUAAAACUUUUCGCAACGAGAGAGCACGUCGUGAUUGUCGUGAUUGCUGAGCAAGCCAAAAUUUGGUGUUUGCGGUGUCGCAGAAUCAUCCGCAAUUGUCAAACGCGAAGGACACACGAGAAGUGAAAUGCGGACUUUAAAUACAGCUGUGUAGGAAGUACAUAGCAUAGAGCCAAGUGAGAGAGAGAGGAGAGCUUUCAGUUGGUGGCUAUAAUGAAAACCCGUGGUGAUGUAAAUAAUUUAUGUCGCCAAUCGAUAGAAAUGUAUAUGUAGCUGGUGGAUUGAAUAUUAUACCUAUAUAGCACAAUCGUCUCCCUCAUAGUCAUGGAAUUAAAAUGUACCCUGUGACCCCAUCGAUCGUCCUUUUUUCCUGAAUUAAUUUAAAAAAAAAAAACGAGAAGUCAGUAAAAAUAGCGCGUGGUGUAGCGUUUGCUGGGUAAUAAGAAUUGCUAUACAGCCGGUGUCACGGCCUUUCUGCACGCCUCAUCAUUUUCGACGUGUUUGGGGUGGAAUUGUGUUUUUAAAUUGCGAUUUAAUAAUAAAAUGACGUGUCACCCGUUGUAAAUAAUGUGACAACCCCAGGAAGUUGGGAGAAGGAAACAAGGAGAGGAAGAAAAAAAGCUGGGACGGCAAUCAUCGAGCAAUUAUUGAGUGAGCAAUAAUUCUGCACUCUGUGUGAGCUUUUCUCGGAAGGUCGGCGAGCUUUUGCCCAGCAAUUUCAACGUGAGAUCCUGCACUUCAAAUGUGUGACACAGUUUCACAGAAUUUUCAUCGUUCUCUCACCACCAACUUUUCCUUUCUUUCGCCUCUGUGCAUUUUGUGCUGCACCGAAGACCACUGGGCAGUGCUGCAGAGGCUUUAAAUGGUAUGCAUUUGAAAAGAGUUUCGGGAAAGUGAGCAAAAAAAAGACAGAAAAAAGGGCCCAGCACACAGAGAUCAACAAAAGACGUAGCGGAAGUCGUUGAUGGACGGGGGUGCGAGGGCGACAAAUGGCAACCGAGGUGAAUGAAAGUGCUGAAAAACCAAUGCCACCAAUUGAGUGGGGGUAUAAAAUGCGAACCCUGGGGAUUAUGGGAUUCGUCAUUCUCAUCAACACGUACCAGGCAUCUGUGGUGGCAAGUGCUGCCGACGGAGCCACAACGGUGGUAGCUCCGGGGCAGACACCCCUCGUUCGCCUCCCCUCGAACACCCUCCUCAAGUACACGGCUUACAAGGAUGUCUCCAUCCUCCAUUUCCGAGUGCCACAGGACACACGCACGGCCAUGUUUAGUUUUAAGGCGUACGAGGAAUCCAAAAGUGCCUUCCAAAGAGUGUGUCCUGAACGAGAUGUGACACUGCAUCUGAAGGCUGGGAGUUAUCCUGUAAUCAGUCCGGAAAACAUCACUUUUCCACGGCAUUUUCUAAAUGCUGAUCAAAGGUUCCAAAUAUACGAUCUGCAAUUCAAAUCCGACAGCACCACAAAGCGCCUCAAUGUGGACGGUCCGCAGCCUGGAAAUUGGUUUGCGGUGGCAUUUAUUAGCUGGACGGAUCCAAAUAAUGAUCGAAUUGAGCAACAAGGACUCUCACCAACAUGUGAAACACAGCUGCUAUCCGAGAUGUCGGUGAUUGAGGCAUUUCCGCAGACACUGAGCGAGAAUGUCCUAAUCCACGAUAGCCUGCUUACAAACUCAACUACACCGCUCACGUACAGGUUCUUCGUAACACGAGACAUUGCAACCGUAACGCUUCAGAUAACGAUUACGAAACCUUGCCUAGAAUGCUCAGACGUUUACCUGGCUAUCAACGCACAAGCACUACCAAGUUCACAGAGCUACAUACAUGGCGAUACAAUUCUCAUUAAUGAGACAAAUGUUCAUCUUGUGCAGUUCCAUGCGCAGGAGAAUGAAUGGCACUAUGUGGAUCUUAGCUUUUCAGAUAGUGCUAAUUCAUCUGAAGAUAAUCUGGAUCCGGUUUAUGAUGUUGAAUUCUCAAUAAUGCUGAUAUUCCAUACAAGGGAAAGUCACAUACCGUCCGAAGACAAAGCUCUGUCUUUUGAAGCGUACCCGCUACUACGACAAACUUACAGGGAGUUCUUUAUGUUCGACUACGAUCUUCUACCUGAUAUCAAUGGGACAGUUCCUGCAAGUCUCAAUUUGACUGCAGGAACACCGGCGCUCUUUAAGUUUGACGUAGGAGACGUCUACGAUAUCGGAGGCACGCUUAGCUUUGCCAUAUCCAUGAAGCAGGAUAUUCGGGGAAACCUUGUUGAUCAAAGUGCUCCAAUGUCCGUGACUGAGAGUGCUCCACUCUUUGCCCAGAAGCUCGUAGACACAUCAGCUGAAGACGUUGCACGACAAACUAGUGCAGGUCACAGUAAUCAAACAAUCAUCGUCUGUAUGCAUCUGGGCGUUCCAGGUGUUCCCACCUGGCCCGAUCGAUGUGUCUACGGUCGAAAUGUCUUUCCAGCUGCUAUCAUCAUCAACAAUACAGAUGCAGAUACGAGCACAGGCCUAGUUCACGUACCGUUCCCCGAGUCAGGUAGCUGGUUUGUUACUCUGGGCUUGUUUUGUCAUGGAGCCGAAACAGCUGCUAGGAUAACGAUCAUUGAUAGUGUGAAGGAGUUCGUAAAGAUGCACAAAGAGCUCCUGGUUGGAAUUAAGGCUCCAUGUGCCUGUGCUCAGCGGAGAGAAUUCUACAUUAACUGUCUCGUAGAUGAUCUCUGUUUGGCGGAGCUCAAUGAAACUGAAACAUUGAAAGUGAAGGAGUGUCUUAUGGACUCUAAGUGCACACCAAAAUAUCAGGAAAUAUCACGACAGUUUGAGAUACACCACAAGUUUGCAACCGAACAGAUUGUCAUUGACAAUGCUUCCUGCAAUGCCAGCAUUCUUUUUACGAUUUCAUCGAGUCCCUGCGUUGCAGGACGCUGUGGUCGUUACGGGCGAUGCUACCACUACAUGUCUGGUGGAUUCGUCUUCUCUACCUGCCUAUGUAUCAAGGGCUACCGUGGAUGGGAUUGUACUGAAGACAGCCAAGUUCCAUCAUCCAUGUCUAUCCUCUUGGCAUCCCUCCUGCUCACUCUGAGUAACCUCCUCUUCAUUCCCAGCAUUUAUUUCGCAGUACGCAGAAAGUACUACACAGAAGCCGUUAUUUACUUCUUUGCCAUGUUCUUCUCAACCUUCUACCAUGCUUGUGACUCCGGAGAGGAUGAGUACAGCUUCUGUCUUGUUAAGAUUGGAGUUUUGCAAUUCUGUGACUUCUACUGCGGUCUUCUAGCCAUUUGGGUUACCCUGAUCGCCAUGGCACACGUGCGUCAGGCCUUUGUAUCCCUGUUGCACAUGCUCGGAGCAAUUUUGCUUGCCUUCGGCACAGAGCUCAACAAGCAAUCCCUCUGGGUGUUCCUGGCUCCUGCUCUGACUGGAAUCUGUCUCAUUAGCGCCAGCUGGGGCCUCCGAUGUCGCAAGACGCGCAAAUGGUUCCCAGCUCGCAACUACCUCUUCUUCUACAUGCCUAUUGGGGCUGUGCUGGUGAUGGUUGGUCUUGUCUGCUAUGCGUUCCUGCAGACACGACAGAACUACCACAUUGUACACUCAGUGUGGCACAUGGUAAUGGCACUCAGCAUCCUCUGCCUCCUGCCCAAUCGGAAGACCUUCCUACCGAAAUGCUAGCAUCCGGCCCCGGCCCUUCUCACGCCGCAUCAGCAGCUCAUCGAGUCGGACUUCUACAUUUGAGCAUGCCGGCGUGAGGGGUGGAAACAGCCCUACAGAGUAUAUUUUGUCAAGAUUGAUUAACUUUUCUGUAAAACUUGUAGUUGGUAAUAAUGAAAAUCCCAUAAAAAGUCAAUGUAAAAGCACUCAGAAAUGAAAAAAAGAACUAAUGGUGAGAUACCUAACGCGUGCAUUGUUUUACUGAUUAUUUUUCUUUUCCUCAAGAAAUUUAGAUGAAAAUUGAAAAGCUAACGGAAAGAGAUUUUUCUUAAUAUGUUUUGGAAAUUUUUACUUUCAUUUGAGUUCUUUUUUUUUCAACGGCUGUAAAUUCUGUUCUUUUAAUCCUUUUAGUCUAUGAUCUUUCCAGAUUGAUUCGUAGAAAAGUUUUUUAAAAAGCUUUCUAUUCCAUCAUAACUUUAAUUAAAAAAGUUUUUCAAUGGAAUUCCUUUAAAAUAUCUUUAAUUCUUCCAACAAUAAAACAAUUAAAAAUUCCCGACAGAUAUUUUCUUUAAGAAAAAUCAAUUUAUUUAUAACAUUGCGCGUGAAUCAUUGCACAAAAAAACACAAAAAAGAUGUUACUAAUAUACCUAAAUAAAUUACCGUAUACAAAAUAUAUUUAAAUAUUAAGAAAAAAACAGAGGAAGACACAAAAUUUCACAAAGCCUUAAACUAGUCUGGACUGAUAAAUUAUUUAUCACACACGGAAUGUCGAAAAAAAGGAUACCAAAAAAAAUUAUUCUCUACUAGUUAAUAAUAAUAGAUAAAAUGUCAAAAAAAAUGAAAUUAGGUGUAAAUAAAUAUUGUAAUUUAGCAAUGAAGAAAUCUAUUGAAAAAAAUUGUCAAGAAGACAUUUCCCGGGGAGAGGAUUUGUUCCUCAAGAAGAAAACCUGGGGAGGGACAAAUGCAAUUUUUCAGUGUAAUAUUUGUGGGAAUUUUAGGUGAUCGCUUUAUAGGUUGUCGUAAUUAUUGAAUUGCGGAUGGAACAUGCGAAGUUCAUUGUGUCUAAAUUAAUUCUCCAACUCCUCCCCCCUUAAUGAAUGACAAACCACUCAAUUAAAGUCUGUAGAUAGCAUUACCAAAGUUACAUAAUAAUAUCUAAUUGAUUGUAUGACAUCUUCUUUCCUUUCUCAAAAAUUUCAAUGCGAAACGAGAUGGUGGAACAGGGACGUGGGGCGAGGUGUGCCCUACAAAAAUAAAGUAAAACACACACAAAGUUUAUGUAGAUUUGUAAUUAUUUGUUCUUUCUCCCAUUAAUAAUAAUUGUUCUGUUUCAACUGAAUAUAUAUUCUCGGAAAAGAUUUAAUAAAAAAGAAAAUAUUUCAAAA
This is a messenger RNA of Lutzomyia longipalpis, 5156 nucleotides long. RefSeq lists its product as uncharacterized. The transcript is spliced from 7 exons. The record is from RefSeq and is a predicted model, not a curated record. Gene Ontology annotation, cellular component: plasma membrane. Bases 1138 to 3792 code for a protein of 884 amino acids. NCBI's taxonomy places the organism in Eukaryota, Metazoa, Arthropoda, Insecta, Diptera, Psychodidae.